This is a messenger RNA of Mercenaria mercenaria, 3035 nucleotides long. Its product is annotated as arylsulfatase J-like. The transcript is spliced from 10 exons. The record is from RefSeq and is a predicted model, not a curated record. Bases 1106 to 2737 code for a protein of 543 amino acids. Lineage: Eukaryota; Metazoa; Mollusca; Bivalvia; Venerida; Veneridae.
AAUAAGCGUAGAGGAUGAAAGUGCAGAAAUAAAGAUUACGCUUAAAACUGGAUAAAGAUUAUGUUUGAGUAAAUUAGAAACAAAUAAAUAUUGCUCGGAUGGGCGCUUGGAGGUCUUCCUCCAUUGUUAACACCUGGGAAGUCGCCAUAUGACCUAUGCAGCAAACCAAACGUUAUAUUUUCCUAAACCGUUGCUGAGAUUUUAAAAUGAUGUAACAGAAAAUUUCCUUUGGUGGCCACCUACCGAGAGUAUUCAAGUUAUCAUCGUUAAAAACAUGGCAUACCAUGCAAAUACCAUUGAAGUCUACGUAAAGUUAAUACAGUUGUGGUGUUUUCUUGAGGGUUAAACACACAAUGUUUAUUGAACAGCAUUUUCACUUCCUUAACGUUGAUUAUACUACAUGUGUUUGAUAAUUAUUACUUGAUUCGUUUACGUUCGGGCACAUGCUUUCGUUAAAGACCAACACGUCCUCGUAAAUACCUGAAUGAAAAAGAGCGUAAAAACGUCAUGCCCCGUGUUCACAAAGCAUGUUUCGGUCUCAGCUGAGUUUGAGUUUGAAAUUUUAAUAUCAAUUUUACUAAAACUUUAAGCUUAAAUUCCAAAUGAGGCUUAUCAUCAAUACUGAAUCGUCACUUUAAAAUAUCUAUUUACUUAAAAUUAACUCUUAAACAUGCUAUUUGGAUACAAACGAGAAAUAAACUUUCAUUAUCAAACUCAGCUGACUGAAAAUGUUUUGUGAACACGGGGCCAGAGUAGCACAAAUUCAUGUUUACGCUUGUAUGCAAGAAAGUUUGCAAUAAUACGAAUUAUAAGAUAAUCGAUGUAGCGUAUGUAUGUUUUAUCUGUAUUUGCUAUUUUGCAAAAAAAUAGAAAUAGAUUUUCAGUUUCUCUCUACAUCGUUACUCUUCCCAAGCUGGUGCACGCCAUUAAGCUGUAGAACUAUAUGCUGGUUCCAUUCAGCUGUACAACUGUUAUGCUUUUUAUUGAUAUAAUUGAAUAAAACAUGUUCAUAUACAGUAGGUAAAAUCAGAAUUGCAAUUGGAUAACUAUACACUAUUUUCUUCUAGCAAGGUGAUUUUCAAGACUACUAACAAGCAGUUCUAGCAUGGAAAAUGGAGGUGUUAUUCAGUCGAUAUCACGUCAGCUUCAAAAAGCAAAGAGAAAAAUUCAGAACACAAUCAGAACACCUUCUUUGCAGAAAACUACUUGUACUGCUCUCGCUUUUGUGAUACUUGUGCAUGUGUACUAUAACUAUAAGACAACGGAAGUAGAUCUUUCAGUCGAUAAUGAUGUCACAAAAAACAAGUUCGGCAAUCACUUCACUGAAGAACACAAGCUAGACAAUAAAUUAACUGAAAACAAGUUAAAAAAUCAGUUCAGUGCACAUACUGUAGUGACUAAGAAAACAAAUCGGCCACAUAUUAUAUUAAUGGUUGCUGAUGAUUUGGGGUAUAAUGACGUCAGUUAUCAUGGUUCCGAAAUUAAUACGCCAAAUAUUGAUUUACUAGCGAAGACUGGGGUGCGGUUAGAGAAUUAUUACGUUCAACCCGAAGGUACAGCGACACGAAGCCAGCUUCUCUCUGGAAGAUACCAGAUACAUACUGGUCUACAGCAUGAUGUUAUUUGGCCAGCAGAGCCCCGGGGUCUUCCUUUGGACAGUCCGAUCAUAGCUGACAAGCUCAAAGAAGUUGGAUAUGCAACGCAUAUGGUAGGCAAGUGGAACCUGGGGUUCUUUAAAAAAGAAUACACGCCGACAUAUAGAGGGUUCGACAGCUUCUUCGGUUUUCUAAAUGGUCACCAGGACUACUACACCCACCGUACUAAGUUCGAGCAAUGGAGUGGAUAUGAUUUACUGGAGAACGAAAAACCUGCUGAUGUAGAAAAAUACAACGGAAUAUAUUCUACACACUUAUUUACAGGAAAGGUCAUUGACAUCUUAAAUACGCACAAUAAAACUAAGCCACUGUUUUUGUACAUUCCGUUUCAAGCACCUCAUACACCGUUACAAGUUCCGGAUAGUUACGUCAAACCAUACGAAGGGAGCAUCCCUGAUCUAAAAAGAAGGACAUAUGCAGGACUUGUGUCAUGUAUGGAUGAAGCAGUUGGAAAUAUAACCAAGGCACUGAAAGUACUAGGAUAUAUGAGCAACUCUUUGUUGAUAUUCACAACCGACAAUGGUGCUAACGAAAAAGAUGGCGGGAGCAACAAACCACUACGAGGGGGCAAAAGUCAAUACUUCGAAGGCGGUAUUCGAGCUGUUGGAUUUGUAUAUAGCAAAUGGCUUGAAUCAACAAUGGCGGGAACAGUAUCAACAGAUCUGAUUCACGUAACUGACUGGUUCCCAACUAUACUUAAUAUCGCUAAGGGAGGUACGCAAGGGACAAGACCAUUAGAUGGGUUUGACCAAUGGCUUACUAUAACUAAGAGGGCGUCGAACAAAAGAGACGAAAUAUUAAUCAACAUUGAUCCCUUGUCUGUAGCUGAAGGACAACCUUUGUUUAAUAACACUUUUGACAGAAGAAUUAGUGCUGCACUACGUGUGGAUGAUUGGAAGAUAAUGACCGGAUACCCAGUGAACGGAUCCCGGUCAAAGAACUGGAACGAAACGUAUCGUGAUGGUGCCCAAAAUGUAUGGCUGUUCAAUAUACGGAGAGAUCCUAAUGAAAUGAGGGAUGUGUCAGACAAAUAUCCAGACAUUGUGCAGAUUAUGCUUGGCAGACUUGAGCAUUAUCAAUGAUCAUCUGUUCCUGCAAUAAUAAAACCUAUAGAUGCUAAUGCUGACCCAGCAAGGCAAAAUGGAUUCUGGGGACCAUGGUUAUAGAACUUUUCUUUUGAUAUUCAGGAAUACUACUCGUUUUAACACAUAAAGGAGCAUCCGUUAUUGUUUUGUGUUGUUUACGUCGUUAAAUAAUGUUCCUGUAUCACAGUGUUGAUAUUUCUGCAAUUUUUCUCUAUUAUUAAUGUAUGAUUUUCUCAAUUUGUGUAACAAAAUGUAAUAUUUAUUUUUUCAAGUUAUGUACCGUAGUGUUAAUGUU